Pieris rapae (cabbage white) is the source of this 2053-nucleotide messenger RNA. RefSeq names its product probable RNA-binding protein 46. The coding region runs from base 120 to 1619 and encodes 499 amino acids. The transcript has 4 exons. The record is from RefSeq and is a predicted model, not a curated record. NCBI's taxonomy places the organism in Eukaryota, Metazoa, Arthropoda, Insecta, Lepidoptera, Pieridae. Gene Ontology annotation, molecular function: mRNA binding. Gene Ontology annotation, cellular component: nucleus.
CUACUUUGUCGGCAAACUCAAAGGCUUUAAAAAGAAGCCGCCUUUUGAUCAACCGCUCAUUUUUGUUUAGUUAUUAGUUUGAUUUGGAACUGUCGCGUUGUUUUAUUCAGUGAUUGACGAUGCAGAGUCCUAACAAUAAUACCGAGAAUUUAUUAAAAGUGAUGGAGAAAACUGGGUACCCAAUAGUCCAGAAAAAUGGCCAGAGGAUAUUCGGCCCUCCGCCAGGUUGGGUUGGACCUCCACCGCCACGGGGCUGCGAAGUAUUUGUUGGCAAAUUACCUCGCGAUGUAUAUGAAGAUGAGCUGGUGCCCAUCUUUUCCAGUGUCGGAAAAAUCUACGAGUUACGUCUUAUGAUGGAUUUUUCUGGAUCCAAUAGAGGAUACGCCUUCGUGACCUACGCCACAAGAGCAGAAGCGGUUGCUGCUAUCAAAAAGUUGGCCAAUUAUGAGAUAAGGCCUCGAAGGCACAUUGGAGUUGUGGAGUCCGUGGAUAACUGCCGCCUUUACAUUGGAAACAUUCCAAAGGAUGUUACGAAAGAAGAUGUUUUCAAGGAAUUAAGUAAUCGUGUACCCGGAAUGGUGCGGGUCAUAAUGUAUAAGAACUGUUUUAAUCGAAACCAUAACAGAGGAUAUGCUUUUGCGGAGUUUGUUUCCCAUCGCGCCGCAGCUAUGGCACGGCGAGUGCUGGUUCCGGGAUGUAUCCGAAUGUGGAACAGAGAUAUCAUGGUAGACUGGGCGGAGCCUGAACCAGAGGUUGAAGACGAAGAAAUGAGCCGGGUUAAAGUGUUAUAUGCCCGUAAUUUAAAAAUUCGAACCACACCCGACACAAUUCAGGCGGCUAUCGAAGCUGCUAUCGAUAAGAAAAUAGAAAAAGUCAAGAAAAUUUGUGAUUACGCGUUCAUACAUUUCUACGAGCGCAAUGACGCCGUACAUGCUUUUAAGAUAUUACGAAACGUGAUUAUUGACGGGAGCCAAGUUGAAAUAAAGUGGGCUAAGCCGGUGGAUAGAGAACUCUAUCGCGUACAGAAACUUAGGCGCGGAAAUGCAAAGUUUAAUAACAAUCUUAAUUUAUCUCAAACCCUAUUGCUUUAUAAACAGCACUUCGAGAAGAAAGAAUACGCAACAUGCCCAAAUGAUGAAGGAAUUGGUUCCAGCUAUGCCCCAGAUUGUUGUUCCCCAGUUCAAUGUACUCCGUGUAUGCAAGAAGACUUCAUGACUGCUCCUGCUAAUCUUGAAUCUACUUGCAGCAGAUAUAUGUGGGCUUGUCCUAUCUACAAGUUCCAUUCAUAUUUUGAUGCCAAUGGAAAAGAAAAUUAUGUGUGUGCAUUAGAACUGCCCCAUGUCGCAGGUCCAUUGUUCCAUCCUCCUAGAUCCUUGGGUCCGCUUUACUCUGUUCCUUGUAUGACAUUGCAACAAGCUCGGGUUUCUGCUGCUGCUAUAGCCUUACAAUCAUUAAAGCAACAUGGUAUAGAUCUCCUUCAACUGACGGAUAAUCGAGUCUACCGUCCGAUACUGCAGUCGCUGCCUCGAACCUACAUCGGGCCUUGGGACUGUACUCGGCCUGCGUAUUAUCCCACAAUACCACCACCUGUACCAGUAACAGUUCCCACUACAUGGUAAACUUGAAAACUGUUUUAAUAAAUAGCUGUGCUUUUAUUGUCGGUUUUCAAGAUAUUUUUGACUAAUGUUUAUUUAAUUUGAAAUAUUAAUUUAUUAUUGAUGUAAUAAUUUAUAUUUCCUGUAAUAGUUGCCAUGUAUUGAAAUCUUAACCAUUUAAGCAAUUGUAUGAAUUGUUUUUAGUGUUGCCGUCAAAACAUGCAACUUGUUGAUUUUUGAUAGUUUACCUUUAAAUAUACUAAGAGUAAUAAUUAAUGUUAAGUUCCUUUGACAUUUUCAUUUAGUUUUGACUUGGUGUAGACAUUUCAAAAUGUUAUAUGUUGUACAUAGAGGCAUUAUUUACUUAGGUAAAGCUACCUCUGAUACUUCCUUCCUUGUGUUUAUACUUAAGUAUAUCCAGAGUUAAGGAAAUUACUUUUUCUAAAAUAAAUAUAUAA